AUGGCUCUGCUUCAUGGCGUGCAGCAGCUGGCCCAGCAAUCUGCAGCAGCCGGCAGGACGCGCAUGAGUCCAUUCGCUCCCUUCAAUGACAGGCACAGCCAUGUAAAGGGCACUGGCACUCGCUGGGCACGGCUGCAGCGGCUCCGUGCUGCGGACGCGGGGGCGCUGGGCGGCGCAGACGAUCAGCAGCAGCAACAGCAGCAGCCAGCCUCUCAGCGGCCUGAGGCGCCAUACGAUCUCAAGCCCUUCCCGCGGCGGCGAGAGAGCAACCCGUACCGGUUGCUAGGCGUGGAGGAAGUGGCGUCCUUUGAGGAGAUCCAGGAUGCGCGGAACUAUCUGUUUGAGCGGUACAAGUGGGACGAGCCCAGCCGCGAGGCGAUCGAAGGGGCCUUUGACACGCUGCUGCAGACCCACUACAAGCAGCGGCAGAAGACGGGCUUCCAGCCGCCAGGCAUUCGGGGCGGCCGCGGCAUCGUCGCGCGGGAGCUGGGGGCGCCGUCGCUGAUUGCCCGGGUCAAGGGGCUGUUUGACCCGACGGUGACCACGCGGACCAUCAUCAACGAGGGUGCUGUGUUCGGCGCCUUUGCGCUCUGGGUGCUGUUUUCUUCCGACCAGUCCUUCCCCCUGGCGAGCACUUUCAUCUACUGCGUGUACCAGUUCCAGCAGAAGAGGGUGCGGCGCAACCCCGAGGGCCCGUUCUUCCUCAACAGCCCCAUGCUGGGCGCCGUGAUCUCGACGCUGUGCUGCCUGGCAAUCGGCUGCGGCGUCAUGACGGUCCUCAAGGUGCCCCUGGCGGCGGUGAUCGGGCAGAGCGCGCGGCAGGACUUUCCCAGCACGGCGCUCACGUUUGAGGCCUGGAUCAGCUCCUCGGACUUCUGCCACUCUGGGACCAUCAUGUCCUAUUCCAAGGACAGCAAGGCGACAGACCAUGACACGCGCGUGGCAGACUUCAACCACUUUGUGAUCUUUGACCCCAGGAACCUCCUGGCCUGCCACGACUUCCACUACAUCGACCUGCAGCCUGACCCGAAGAACGAGUCAUGCCACUCCAGCUACAUCAACGUCACCGGCCACGACGCCACCGCAAAGUGGGCGCUGGGCGGCGCGGGGUUUCGGGGGCGAGCCGGAGCCCGGUGGGCGCGCAGGCGUGGCCCUUGA
Molecule: messenger RNA, 1158 nt
Organism: Monoraphidium neglectum
Lineage: Eukaryota; Viridiplantae; Chlorophyta; Chlorophyceae; Sphaeropleales; Selenastraceae
Exons: 7
Coding region: 1-1158 (385 amino acids)
Cellular component (GO): chloroplast membrane
Source: RefSeq, a predicted model, not a curated record